Pan troglodytes (chimpanzee) is the source of this 1914-nucleotide messenger RNA. It is a transcript of the gene NKAIN4, whose product is annotated as sodium/potassium transporting ATPase interacting 4. The transcript has 7 exons. The coding region runs from base 762 to 1202 and encodes 146 amino acids. NCBI's taxonomy places the organism in Eukaryota, Metazoa, Chordata, Mammalia, Primates, Hominidae. Gene Ontology annotation, biological process: regulation of sodium ion transport. The record is from RefSeq and is a predicted model, not a curated record.
GUGACGGGUGGGGCCGAGUGCGCCAGUCCCUGCAGUUAGCGGCCUGGUCAUGGCUUUGCUCAGGUUUUCUUGGUCUCCUAAAUAUAAAAUACCAACUUUAUACUCCUCAGGCACCUUUCCCUCCCCCCUCAUUGGUUCUCUCUCAGCCCUGUGUAGAGGGCCAGUUCAACAGAGUCCUGUAAUAUCCUGAAGUGGAGGGGAGACUGCCUGCCUGCCAGAGAGCAGCCUCACCAGCCCUGUCCCCAAGGCCGAGAUGCAGGCAGCAGGCUGGGGCCUCGGCGUCCAGUACUCUUGUGAACCCGCAUCCGUCCCUCCCGGCCAUCCGACCCCCCCGAGUGGCGUUUUCUGGGCUGUGUGUCUGUCACCUGGCCCUACAGUUUGUGAUUUAGAGCAGCCCCUGGUGUUCCCAUUCUCCAGAUGAGGAAACUGGGGACAGAGGGGAUGGGGCCUACUCAAGGGAGGAACGCUCGCGCGGGGACAGACGGCGACACACGGGGACACAAGGGGGCCUGUCAGGCUGUUUUGGGGAUUCUUCUUGGAAGAGCCAAGCACACAGUAGAUGCUCAGUGCCUGCACGGUGGUGGUCAUGGGGCAGGAGUUAGAGCCCUGGCGUCCUUCGUCAAACAAAGGUCGCCGCCCUGGAGAGGCAGGUGUUUGACUUCCUGGGCUACCAGUGGGCGCCCAUCCUGGCCAACUUUGUCCACAUCAUCGUCGUCAUCCUGGGACUCUUCGGCACCAUCCAGUACCGGCUGCGCUACGUCAUGGUGUACACGGUGUGGGCAGCCGUCUGGGUCACCUGGAACGUCUUCAUCAUCUGCUUCUACCUGGAAGUCGGUGGCCUCUUACAGGACAGCGAGCUACUGACCUUCAGCCUCUCCCGGCAUCGCUCCUGGUGGCGUGAGCGCUGGCCAGGCUGUCUGCAUGAGGAGGUGCCGGCAGUGGGCCUCGGGGCCCCCCAUGGCCAGGCCCUGGUGUCAGGUGCUGGCUGUGCCCUGGAGCCCAGCUAUGUGGAGGCCCUACACAGCGGCCUGCAGAUCCUGAUCGCGCUUCUGGGCUUUGUCUGUGGCUGCCAUGUGGUCAGCGUAUUUACGGAGGAAGAGGACAGCUUUGAUUUCAUUGGUGGAUUUGAUCCAUUUCCUCUCUACCAUGUCAAUGAAAAGCCACCCAGUCUCUUGUCCAAGCAGGCGUACUUGCCUGCGUAAGUGAGGAAACAGCUGAUCCUGCUCCUGUGGCCUCCAGCCUCAGCGACCGACCAGUGACAAUGACAGGAGCUCCCAGGCCUUGGGACGCGCCCCCACCCAGCACCCCCCGGGCGGCCAGCAGCACCUGCCCUGGGUUCUAAGUGCUGGACACCAGCCAGGGCGGCAGGGCAGUGCCACGGCUGGCUGCAGCGUCAAGAGAGUUUGUAAUUUCCUUUCUCUUAAAAAAAAAAAAGAAAAGAAAACAUACAAAAGAAAAGGCAAAACCCCACAUGCCCACCUCCUCUGGCAACGUGGGGGUCACAGCUCUGCCCCCAGGCCGUCGUCUCGUCGAGGAGCCCCUCCCUCAGGUGCCCACCUGGGGCUGCUGGACCCUCGGGCUGCAAGCACUGCUGCUGGGAUGCAGCCUCCCCAGGAAGUCAAUGUGAGGCCCGAGACCCCUCAAGCGGUGAGGGCCCCUGUUGAACAUGGAGGGUUCCUAACCCCAAACUCGUGCCAGAAGAACCCCCACCCCACCCAGGAGCUGAGGCUGAUGGAGCCCUGGGGUGGGGGCUGGGCUUGACCAGGAACAGCAGAGCCAGGCCCCAAGGCAUAGGGCAGGGCACAAGGUGGUGACGAGCAGGCGGUACUCUUGUAAAGGGGGGUCUUGGGCAAACAGUCCCAAAGGCUCCCCCAGGUAUCAUCAACUUGGUAAAUAAACAGGAACAUGGCCCUC